Molecule: messenger RNA, 1429 nt
Organism: Coffea arabica (coffee)
Lineage: Eukaryota; Viridiplantae; Streptophyta; Magnoliopsida; Gentianales; Rubiaceae
Source: RefSeq, a predicted model, not a curated record
CUCUGCCGCAUCCGACCCCCAUCUCUGCCUUUGCUUCCUACCUAUAGCUACUUCUCAACCACAGCCCUGAAAAUUUAAAUAAAAACCUCUUAAUCAAGUCGAAUAUUCCAAAUAAUUGUCCUUUUAUUAUUCUCCUCGCUUAAGCAGUGCUAGUUUUAUAAUACCCAGAAUUAAUUUUUCCCACCAGAGCUGAAAAUCCAUUUCUUUCAACUACCAAAGAUUUUCCCUCUUCGCUCUGCAUCGAAAAAGGAGGUAGUGUGCUAGACGAGGGAAAGGGUGUGUUUCUCUUUCAUAGAAUACCUUCUUUCUUCCCAUGGUUUCGUGGCACUGUCUGAAGAGAUCAAUUGCAUCAAAGUAUACUGCUUUGCCAAGAACACGUGCUUGCUUGCAGAGCUUGUAGAAAGAGUAUAAUUUGAACCAGGUUCCAGUUUUACGUUAAGCAUGAAGUACUUGGAAUAUACUCCUCUUGACCGUUUGAAUGACUUCCUGAGUCAGGUGAAUCUUGGAGAGCGCACAAUCAAAGGGUGCCUUGAAGCUUACUCUUGUAAACAUACAGGAACAGAUAAGAAGCUGUCGCUCAGCUUAGAGAAUGAGAUUCUUGAUUACCUUGGGAAAUCAUCUGACACCGACUCUUCCUCACCAGUCGAAUAUCUGUAUACAUCCAGCCGAAAGACGCUGAUUUAUUUGCUUCUUACACUCUAUCACAUGUAUCCAGAUUAUGACUUCAGUGCAGUGCAAGCUCACCAAUUUUUCACUGAAGAGAGCUGGGAUGGCUUUAAGCAAAUUUUGGACACCUACAUGUUUGAAGCAUCAAAGGAAUGGCUUGACACAAAUGAGUGCCCCCUCUUGGAGACCUUAUACAAGACUUUGGAUGAGGUUGUGAAGCUAGCAGAAUGCGAAAUUUAUAGUUACAAUCCUGAGGCUGACGCAGAUCCCUUCCUCGAGAGAGGAGCCAUAUGGUCAUACCAUUUCUUCUUCUACAACAGGAAGCUGAAGCGAGUAGUGAGCUUCCGUUUCAGCUGUUUAAGUAAUUUUGCCAGUGAAGGUUUUCGAGUAGAUGAGCUAAUUUUCGAGGAAGAUGGAGAAAUAUUCGAUGGCAUGGACAUCUGAGUGUGGAGUAUGAAAUUUUCAUAUGUUGAUAUCUGUAGACAUGUUGUAUCAACCCCUUGUGCAAAUCUAGCUGUAGGGUCUGAAGUCUUUCAAUGUAAAUGAGAGCAGCCAUUCUGUAGUUAGGAUUGUUACAAGGUUAGUGUGGUUCCCAGCCUUGGUUGUACUCCACCGUUUUAAUUAUGCGGACAGUUGCAGUUUGGUUCUGGUAUGUGUUUUCAAUUUUCUGGUGUCAGGAUUCUAAACAUCAGAAAUUUCCCAAAUCCAUGAAACUGUUGCGUCUUGUGGAGAGUGUGAUUUCUGCUGUGAAGAGCUUCAACUA